AUGAAUGUUUCCAGACCAUGGGUUUGCACACGAUGUGCUAGGUCUCUGAUAAGAAGAGCCAGCCUGGUCCCUCGCGCAACACUCUCUCCGGCACAGCAACGAGGAUAUACUGUCCACCCUAUCGCCCAUAAUGGAAGACCGUUCCGCAUGGCCGUCAUCGGGUCAGGCCCGUCUGGGUUCUAUACUUCGUAUAGGAUAAUGUCCAAUAUCGAGAAUGCUGUUGUUGAUAUGUAUGAGCAUCUACCAGUGCCAUUUGGAUUGGUGCGGUUUGGCGUUGCACCGGAUCAUCCUGAAGUCAAGAAUUGCCAGGAGAAGUUCCAGGAAGUCGCAGAAUCCCCACGAUUCAACUUUGUCGGCAACAUCUCGAUUGGGGAUCGACCUGGAGAAUUACCAUUAGAAACUCUUUUGCCACAUUACGAUGCCAUUUGUUUUGCUUACGGAGCAUCCAAAGACCGGACGUUAGGUAUUCCUGGGGAAGAUACUUUGAAAGGCAUAUAUUCUGCUCGAGCUUUUGUUGGAUGGUAUAAUGGUCUCCCGGAAUAUUCUGACCUAGCACCGGACCUGACACAAGGAGAAGAGGCUGUCAUUGUUGGUCAGGGAAAUGUGGCACUGGAUGUUGCACGGAUUCUUUCGGAAGAUGUGGAUGUUCUACGAAAGACUGAUAUUACGGAGCAUGCUUUAGAGGUAUUGAGCAAGAGUAGAAUUAAGAGAGUCAGAGUUGUGGGACGAAGGGGUCCUAGACAGGCUGCCUUUACAAUCAAGGAAAUUCGAGAGCUAAUCAAUCUUAGCAAUGUUGCAUUUCAUCCAGUGGAUGAUUCUUUAAUUCCAGAGGAUAUCUCCCAUAUACCAAGACCACGUCGGCGAAUUAUGGAGCUCCUGAGGAAAGGCGGCAGUACAUCAGUUUCAGAAGCUCUCAAAUCUUGGUCUCUAGAUUUUUGCCUAUCCCCUAACUCGUUCAAUUCAAAUCCACAGUCACCCGGCCAAAUAGGCAGCAUAUCUUUUGAGAAGACAACCCUCUACCCAGGACCAUUUGAGCAAGAUGCUAAAGCAGUGGAGACGGGAGAAAUCGUCGACAUUCCCGCAUCUUUGGCUUUUCGCUCAAUAGGCUAUAAGUCUGAAGCUCUUCCGGGUUUCAAGAAGCUAGGCAUUCCAUUUAAUAACCGACAAGGGCUUAUUCCGAAUGAUGGCGAAGGACGUAUUAUCCCAGAUACAGACGAGAUAUUCAUAUCUGCCCUGCCUGGCAUGUACUGUGCUGGAUGGGUGAAAAGAGGCCCUACUGGUGUUAUUGCCAGUACUAUGACAGAUGCAUUUUCGACAGCAAAUGCCAUUGCUAGGGAUUGGCACUUGACUGACUGGCCAUUUCUUGGUGACCUAGAUGAGUGGAACGUCUCUGGACUAGGAUGGGAAGGUGUGAAAGCUAUAGCCGAGAAAAGAGGUUGCAGGAGAGUUAGCUGGGAAGAUUGGAAGAAAAUCGAUGCUGCAGAGAAGGAGAAAGGUCAAAAAAGGGGCAAGGUAAGGGAGAAAUUCACAAAAUUAGAUGACAUGCUCGCAGUUCUGGACUAG
Messenger RNA from Lachnellula hyalina, 1563 nucleotides. RefSeq names its product NADPH:adrenodoxin oxidoreductase, mitochondrial (gene fdxr). The transcript is spliced from 3 exons. The record is from RefSeq and is a predicted model, not a curated record. Gene Ontology annotation, cellular component: mitochondrion. Lineage: Eukaryota; Fungi; Ascomycota; Leotiomycetes; Helotiales; Lachnaceae. The coding region runs from base 1 to 1563 and encodes 520 amino acids. Gene Ontology annotation, biological process: ubiquinone biosynthetic process.